Cotesia glomerata is the source of this 1495-nucleotide messenger RNA. Its product is annotated as peptidyl-prolyl cis-trans isomerase sig-7. Gene Ontology annotation, cellular component: nucleus. Gene Ontology annotation, molecular function: peptidyl-prolyl cis-trans isomerase activity; RNA binding. Gene Ontology annotation, biological process: protein peptidyl-prolyl isomerization. The record is from RefSeq and is a predicted model, not a curated record. Lineage: Eukaryota; Metazoa; Arthropoda; Insecta; Hymenoptera; Braconidae. The coding region runs from base 129 to 1448 and encodes 439 amino acids. The transcript is spliced from 3 exons.
GCGCAUUUGUUUACAUGAAAAAACAUCACCGAGUGUAUAACCUUUAUUUUGUCUAUUUAUUCUUAUUUAAUUACGUUUUCGAUUCUGAAAUUAAAAACUGAAAUUAUUAGAGAUUUUUAAUUUUAAAAAUGUCGGUUGUUAUUGAAACAACUAUUGGAGAUUUCACUGUUGAUUUGUUCACUAAUGAACGUCCACAAACAUGUCGGAAUUUUUUAAAAUUAUGCAAAAUAAAAUAUUACAAUUGGAGUUUAUUUCAUACAGUAGAAAGAGAAUUUAUCGCUCAAACUGGAGACCCUACCGGAACCGGUAAAGGUGGAGAAAGUGUAUACGGAAUGGUAUUAGGUGAAAAAGCCCGUUAUUACGAAGCUGAGCAGAUGCCCAAGAUUAAACAUGACCGGGUAGGUUUAUUGUCGAUGGUGAAUUGCGGAAAUAAUAUGCUUGGUUCACAAUUUUUUAUUACACUUGGUCGUAAUCUUCAAUCUCUCGACGGUGAGCACUGUGUGUUUGGAGAAAUUGUUGAAGGGAUCGAUGUAAUUUUAAAAUUUAAUCAGGCUAUUUGUGAUGAUGUGGGACAUCGUCCUCUUCAAGACAUACGUAUAUCCCAUACAGUUAUUCUAGAAGAUCCGUAUGAUGAUCCUAAAGGGUUGGAGAUUCCUGAUCGCAGUCCUGGGCCAACAGAAGAAUGUCUAAAGAGCGAUCGAAUCGGGGCUGAUGAAGCGAUAGAUGAUACGGCUGGUAUGACUGAAGAAGAAAUAAUUGAAAUGAGAAAAAAUAAGGAAGCUAAAGCAGCAGCGACUAUUCUUGAAAUUGUUGGUGAUAUUCCUGAUGCUGAUAUAGCACCACCUGAAAAUGUUUUGUUUGUUUGUAAACUGCAUCCUGAUACCAGUGACGAUGAUUUGGAAAUAAUUUUUGGCAGAUUUGGACAAAUAAUUGGAUGUGAAGUCAUUAGAGAUCAUAAGACCGGUGAUUCACUUCAAUAUGCUUUCAUUGAAUACGCCGAUCGUAAGAGCUGUGAAGAUGCAUAUUUCAAGAUGAACAACGUGUUGAUUGAUGACAGGAGAAUUAAGGUAGACUUCUCUCAGUCCGUUGCCAAAAUGCGCUGGAGAGGUAAAGGCAAAGGAAUUUUGCACCUCAAUGACAAUCAAGUCCAAAAUCGCAAUAUUAAAGAUGACCGAAAACGACCAAGAAGUCGGAGCAGAGAAAGAACUGAAAGAAAAAGAAGUAGAAGCAGAGGAAGAAAUGAGAGAAAAAGGAGUAAGAGUAGAGAAAGGAGAGAUCGCAGAAGGAGCAGGAGUAGAGACAGAAAAGUACGUCAAGAACGGCGGAGGAGUAAAGAAAGGGAACGGAACGAGCGUCGAGAACGAAGUCGAAGUCGAGAAAGAAAAGAUCGAAGACGCAGUCGAAGUAAGGAUAAGCGUAAUAAAUAUGAUCAUAAAAAACAUCGGUAAUCAUUGUAAUUGAUAGAAUUAAUAAAUUUGAUACAAAUUUCUGAAUA